Molecule: messenger RNA, 503 nt
Organism: Penicillium alfredii
Lineage: Eukaryota; Fungi; Ascomycota; Eurotiomycetes; Eurotiales; Aspergillaceae
Product: 60S ribosomal protein eL24
Exons: 3
Coding region: 27-503 (158 amino acids)
Biological process (GO): cytoplasmic translation
Cellular component (GO): cytosolic large ribosomal subunit
Molecular function (GO): structural constituent of ribosome; mRNA binding
Source: RefSeq, a predicted model, not a curated record
ACCCGUCAGCGCAUCCCCCCGUCAAGAUGCGUACCUACGACGACUCCUUCAGCGGCCAGAAGAUCUACCCCGGCAAGGGUAAGCUGUACGUCCGUGGCGACAGCAAGAUCUUCCGCUUCCAGAAUGGAAAGUCUGAGUCUCUCUUCCUCCAGCGCAAGAACCCUCGCCGGAUAGCUUGGACUGUUCUGUACCGUCGCCAGCACCGCAAGGGUAUCUCUGAGGAAGUCGCCAAGAAGCGUUCCCGCCGUGUCGUGAAGCACCAGCGUGCCAUCGUCGGUGCCUCGCUCGACGUGAUCAAGGAGCGCCGCAACAUCCGCCCCGAAGCCCGUGAGGCCGCCCGCAAGCAGGCCAUCAAGGACGCCAAGGAGAAGAAGGCCGAGUCCGAGAGCCGCAAGAAGGCCGAGAAGGCCAAGAACGCUGCCUCCAAGGGUGGCGCCCAGCGCAUCCAGAGCAAGCAGGGUGCUAAGGGCUCUGCCCCCAAGGCCGCCGCCAAGUCCCGCUAA